This is a messenger RNA of Colossoma macropomum (tambaqui), 2080 nucleotides long. RefSeq names its product EDAR-associated death domain (gene edaradd). Gene Ontology annotation, biological process: signal transduction. NCBI's taxonomy places the organism in Eukaryota, Metazoa, Chordata, Actinopteri, Characiformes, Serrasalmidae. Gene Ontology annotation, molecular function: protein binding. The record is from RefSeq and is a predicted model, not a curated record.
GGCGUCCCCGGCUCUGAGGGGUGUAGCUACUUUUGAGGAGCCACCUUAGACACCUCAGAGGGAGAGGAGGGCAGCCAGGUCGCGGAGCUCACCGACUCCAGCUGUUAACGUUGUUUUAGAGAAGAGUAAAAUGGAGAGAGGCAGGAAAGGAGCAGGUGCGCUGUGAAGGUUAGACUGGGUUUUUGUGUGUGUACGUGUGUGUGUGUGUGUGUUAGCUUCUGCUGCUAUAGCGACGCUCGCGCUUCACUCUCCUUGUAACGGUCGCCUCUCACGCGCAGCCUAUGUUCGACACGUUAAUGGCGAACAUGGCCAGUCUGAAGGCGCUCGACGAGCCGUUUGGGAGAAUCACCUCUGAACCGGUUGAGGAUACUGAUCCCAGCAGCUUCAUUACAGAUAUGUCUCUGAAGUCAAACUACCCUGUCCAAGUCACUGAUCCACAAGAUAACGUGACUCUGCAGCUCAGUUCGGUGCCCCCUGGAUACCUCACACCCCCCAUGGAUCGAAUACAACAGCCAGUUGAAAAUGAUGCAAGUGAAUUUAUCUGUCCAGGAUCCAUUACUCCAGACUUCACCAAAGACCUCCUGUCCAGCUCCUGCGAGAAGUGUCUGUGCUCCAUUCCUCCCCCUAAAAUCAGCGACCUACUGGACGACGAAGACCUUCUCUACUCUCUACGCCUGAAGCUGGACCCGACGCACUGCACUAUCAAGAACUGGAAGAACUUUGCCAGCCGCUGGGGUAUGAGCUACGACGAGCUAACGCUGCUGGAGCAGCGGACACACGGCUCCACGUACCACAGCCCCACGCAGGAAUUCCUGCUCCGCUACAGCCAGAAACCCGUCACGGAGCUCACCAAACUCUGCCAGUUCUACCAGCGCAUCGAUGUACUGAGGCUGCUCCAGCAGUGGGUGGAGAAUGACUGGCCUUCACGCUGGAGGAGGUCACAUUAGCUGAGGUUCAACAAACGCGAUGCCCGCACAGCUACUGAGAGAAGGACAUAUGGACAUAUGACUCUCUGUGACUACUGAUGGCAGGAGGGAGGCGUAUCAGGAACAGAACACAUUCUAGUCCAAUAUGCUUCGGUCUUCCUGGAUUUUGGCCCUCACUUUUGAACUGACUGCUCGUAUUACAUGAUCUGAGUUUAUGUCUUUUCCAAAGCAUCCGUGCUUUGGCUACACGUAGGAGGAUGUUUUUAACGGAAGUGUCUUAAAAGAAGCAUUCUGUGCAAACUCUUCAAUAAUUUAAUCAAUAAAAUUGGAGUAAUUUAACCAACAUUACCCAGGCACCCAUCCAUCUGUGCCAGACAAGUGAAUAGUUUACUUUGCAGUGAGAACAUACAGGCUGCUGUCUAGUAGAAAGCCAGUUAUGGUAACGAAAAAUAGGUUAAGUCCUCAAAUGACAAUGGGUAAAAUAUAUUUUCCUUUCUUUGCAUCCUCCAUUUUUUGCUGCUGAGGUCUGAGAUUUACACCCAUUUCACAAAAGAACGACAGUCACUUCCUUAUUCCAGAGGUUUUUUUAAAAAUCAUGACCUUGAAUCAAGUUUCUGGUCCUGGAUUUUGCAGUUGCAGUCAGUUCGGUUAACUACCAGUAAUUACAAAAUACAGGACCAGAAACUGGAUUAUAGUCUGGAUUUGAAGGCCUAUGCUGUAAUGUGUUGGCUAAAAUCCUCUAAACCUCAUAUUAACUGUGCAAAGAGGCUUCAGAUACUAACCUCCCACUUAGCACUUGAAGGGGAAAGAGCUUUAGGUUAUUUUCCACUUGGACACGUCACACAACCGACCAUAAUAAAGGUGACAUUUAAUAGCUUUAUCUCAUUUGUGUUAUGAGAGUGUCAUGUGACCGAAAAUGAUUGUCAAGACCAAGGCCGUCUGUAACACAAACAUGUUUUUCAGUGUUUAUUUGGAGGCUUAAAGGAGGCAUUACUGAAGACCGUGUUUGAGCUAUAUACGAGUGUCCACUCAGUAACAUUUCUUACAGUGUUUCAGUCGCUGUUCUGAACAUAUCAUGAUCAGUCAGAAGUUUAAGCUCUUCUCUUGCAAUUUUUUCAUAAUGAAUUGUGUAUUUUAAAACAAUGAGGGUCUAA